Schistosoma turkestanicum is the source of this 4015-nucleotide messenger RNA. The record is from the annotation of a GenBank genome assembly. Lineage: Eukaryota; Metazoa; Platyhelminthes; Trematoda; Strigeidida; Schistosomatidae.
CUUGCAGGCAUGUGGCGCAAAAUCAAAGUGUGUGGUAUUCGCAAUAACGUAACUACGGUUUGCUGAUCCUAUGAACAUUCUUUAUUCGUUAUAUAUUGUUCAUAAUUUCUAUAUUCCUUCUAAAUUCUGCGUGCAGUCAGAAUAAUCAUACCCAUGGGUAUUUUUAUACAAACAUUAACUGGUUUGUCUUUCGAGUUGAUUGUUUCCCCGACUGAAACGAUCCUGUCAGUCAAAUUCAAAAUCCAGGGAGCCAAAGAUUAUUCUGUGUACUUAUUCACCAGAUAUGAUGGCUCCAGUUCUUCGUGUCCGUCUGCUGGUUAUUUUAUUAUUUUGUGUUCUACAGUCACCUUGAUUUUCUGUUGUUCCGUUACUUGGUUUCGGCAAAUGUAUUCCCGUAGAUCGGCAACACCUGAUUUGGCGAAAUUGCGAACUUGGUAAUCACUAUUGCUUGGGAGAUUACUUCAUAUCUGAGGGUUCUACGUUGUACCUGGUUUUAAGUCUUCGAGAUGGUCCACUUAAUGCGCAGAAAACCCCACCACAGCAUCUGACACCUAUUCAUUUAUCAAAAACCACUAUGCCUCCCCUCACUUCAAUGUCUAACUCUACCUGUAGCAACAGUUUCGUACAUUCAAACAUCUUAACUUCAAAGGUGAAACCAAGUAUAGUACAAUCACGAAACACUGAGUUGGGAGAACGUUCCGAUAUGAUUUUGGGAACAUCUAAACAAACUGGCGCGGACUGUCGCAAAAUAGACGAAACAAAAAUGUGUACUGCGUUAACAAGCAGUCGUGCAUGGGAAUCAAAACCUCUUGUUCCUUUGGUAGAUGCUCGGCCAGAAUCUAACAGAGUUUCCUCUUCUGUGGCACCGAAAACCGUGAACGUCAAUUUCACAGAUAUUUCUCACAGCUCUGUUAAUAUGGAAAAUUCAUCAAAUUCUGAGUUAGGCGGGCGAAAUUCCAACAUCAUUGAUAAAAGUCCUCCAAAUUUGGAAGUGAUUGCUAGAAUAAGUUCGCUGAAUGAAAACAUUACAGAUGCUGCUCAUAUUUCCACUCAAAAUAAUAGUUUAUCCUCUUUUGAGAAAGAUUCAACAAAUGCCUUAACUGCAGAAUCAAGUGUCUUGGUAGCCAUGGCAGUUUACAAUGAUUCAAUUGUUAUUCCUCACUCCUCGAAUUUAUCUCCAUUUUUGCCAUCAAUUCAUUGUUCUGAAUUCUAUUCUGCAUCAAAUCAGGAAAAUCUUCCAUCUAGUUGGGAUUCAUAUAAUACUUAUAAUAUUCCUUCUGUCUUACACAAACGGGAUCAAGAAUCAGAGAAUUCUUUAACCAUCAGUGAUUUUGAAGAAAAUAAAAUAAACUUAGAAAGAGUGCUUAAAGGACACAAGGUCAGUAGUGUUGACGACCUUGAUAAUUGUAGCAAUACGGAAGCAACUGAACUCGCAACAGAAAAUAUCCUUGCUAGUCUCCUUGCUAGGAUUGUUCCUAAUCAAACACAUACUGACUACUCUGAUAGGUCGCGUUAUCUGUACCAUUUAUUCAGAAAAGCAUCUUCCCCACUGGAAAAAAAUGAACAAAAUCUUCUCAAAAAUUCCGGAUAUAUUGACAGUGAAUGGUCCGAAAAAAAAUUUGAUUCAGUUACUCCUAUCACUUUUGAAGCGGAUACUGAUCGGGAUGAAAAUGAAUUAGGUUUGGAUGAUGACAGUAGGAGAUCUACCUCUUGCGGCUUAAAUGAUGAUGGUAGUCUAACUGAUUUGGAAGACUAUUUAUUCUAUUGUCCGACAGAUAAUCCUAGUCUACCGUUCGUAUCUACUGAUUAUCAAUCAUAUUCCAACUGUACCAUUCACAGUUCUUGUGGAGUUAACAAUUGGCACUAUGGUAGUAGUUGCGGAACUUUGCAGACUGUAAUUAAUGGAUUUCAUAAUGUCAACCAAGCUGAAUAUUCUGCUUGGCAUCAAGAGUGCGAUAAGCUGGCAGAAAAAGUAAAACGUUUGAAGACUCAAAUGGAAAAUGUUCGCCUAAGGAAGCAAAGCCGAUUUCAAAAUGCGCAAACUACUGAAUAUCCUAUAUGUAAAGAAGAAAAUUCAGCUAAAGAUCAAUCUCACGAUAUUACCAACUGGGAAAAAAACUCCAAGCAAGUUACUGCUGAAUCAUGUAAUCUUUCAUGGACAAACACACAGACUAACAGAAAUCAUUUAUCACAUCUAACUUCGUCAUUGAGUUGUUUGAAAGAUGCGUCUCAUUUUCCAAAGUAUAUUGUCAACAGGUCGCUGCAGACUGACACUAAAAAUCGGAAUCAUCAACGUCGCAAUGCUACUGUCACCCCUCCCGAUGUUAACCGCCUCAUCACUACAGCCGAUCCACAGAUUAAUGAUUCUGAACCGACGAGUACUAUCCUACCCUCUCUGCCCUAUUCAGAGCGUAUUUCAAGAAGUUUAGAGGGUGAUAUUUUUGAGAACUCUUUGUGCCUGGAGCCUUCAAAAUCCAUAACUCAACCUUCGUCUCCCAAUGGAAACCUCACAACAUUAGUGAGCGAUUCAUCACCCAAAGAGUCAGUGUUAUGUAGUGCUUCUGUCAAUCAGCUACAUCCAGUCAAUUUUCAAGAUAAUAAAUCAACAAAACCCGAUAGUUCCAGUCAUAGUACUUCAAUCAGGAAUCGUUCGAUUACUAUGAAAACACCUUCGUCCUCAGCUUCGUUUUUUCCAAGUUUGGGAAGUUCAGUAUUGACAGGUCAGCCGGCCACUAUUAUUCCAACUCGAUUACCUUCAAGAAGAGAUAGUGAGCUAAACACUGCUGUCCAUUUCAGGAGACCAGGCAAUUGUGAUAAGAAACUGCCGAAUCCUACUCCUCCGUACCGCAUAUCUACCGGUUUGACUGAAGAAUCUCGUUCACCUUCAUCCCCUAAUUCGAUCAGACUCAAACGCUGUUCUAUGUGUUUGCGUAAGAUAGGCCUGACGAACAGUUACACAUGUCGUUGUGAUCGUAGUUUCUGUUCUCUGCACCGUUACGCUGAGGUUCAUGCUUGUCAGUACGAUUAUAAAUCAGAAGCACGUCGUUAUAUCAUUGAAUCCAAUCCCGUUGUAACUGCCCCCAAAUUACCAAAAAUCUAAGAAAAGGGAUAUCGAUCGUCAAUGUUUCAGUUCAAAAUAGCGUCUGAUUACUUAUUAGGUUUUUUGUGUCAUUCCAUAUCUUCAUUUUUAUGCACUUACAUUCCCACAAUUUUGUUCUAGUUCUGAUCCGCAUUACUGAUUGUUGAUAUUUUUCAACUUCAUUCAUACAACGUUUCCUUUUUACAUUCCUUGUUGCUCUGAUUGUAAACAAAUCAAUAAUGAUGAUGAUAUUUGUUACUAUCAUUGUUAUUGUUGCUGAUACAUCUUUUCCAGAAUACUGAGGUCAGUUUGUCCAGUUGUUUUUUCGAUUGCAGUCAGCUGGUAAGUUUGCAAAUUAGUAUGUAUAAAAUCACUAUCGACAAUCAUCAUGUUUGCACAUAGAUUUAUUUGUAAUGUCUUCGAGUGCUUGCAAACAAACACAUGUGUGAAUAUCGUUAAUUAUGUACAAACUUCUAAAGAAAGUUUUCAGUGUUUUCAAGUAUGUAAUUUUUCCACUUUUAUUAUAUCCACAUAUUGUUAAAUGCUACCUAUUUCUCUAACGAAACAACAGCUUGUGCAAAUGUAAGUUUGAUGUUUCCAUGAAAUUUUAAUUUAAAGUUCACGCAAAAAUGCUUAUUUCUCGUUGUCGAAAUAUGAUUGUUUGCCUUUCCUAACCCCGCCUUUCUACGUGUACCUUAAUUAUCUGUGUUAUUAUAACUCUUGGUAAAAUAUUUCCCUUCAUAUUGUUUAUGAUAAAGUUCAAUUUUGUCAAGUUGUUUUCACUUUCUUUUUCGGUUAGGUUCAGCUUAUUCUGGUCGUCUUGAGUAAAUGCUGUAAUAUAGGAUGUUCACUUUGUAAACCAUAUCAACCUAUCUCCCUUUUAAAUACAGGUUAUUACAUAUAAAUGCUUGAUAGAUAAAAUAACUGAAGAUCUCA